AUGAGUAGACUACGAAGUGAAACUGAAUCUAUUGUGACAAUGUAUGCGCAUGAAUUCAAUCCGCGGUAUGGCGCAGGUUUUAUAGCAAUGGAAUUAGGAGAUGAAUCAUUGAUCGAUCGAGUUCGAGUUCUGCAUCAUGUAAAUUUAAGAACGGGAUCGUUGGAGGAUUACAUUCCGGCAAAAGAUCGACAGAAUAUAUGGAUUCAGUUGGUUAAUAUUGUUCUUGCACUUCAACGGCAAGGUGUAGUUCAUCGUGAUCUGAAGCCAGCUAAUUUAUUAUUCUUCGGACCGAAUCUAAAAGCGGUCGACUUUGGCACAUCUCAAGAGGAAUCAGCUGGAUAUCACCAUCAGCAAAAGACAGGUGGUACUCGUCCUUACAGUGCACCGGAAUGUUUUUCAGGUCGAGUACCUAUUACCUCAAAAGCUGAUAUAUGGUCAAUAGGUGCGAUCCUGUAUUAUAUAACGUAUGGCAGACGACCUAUAUACGAAACUUCACAACCACCAUAUGGAGCUUUUCCAACACGUUCUCAGGCUGUUCAAGACGUUCUUUAUCAGUGUCUUCAACGAAAUCCAAACAGACGACCGGACCAUCAAUGGCUUCUGACAGAAAAUNGCGAAUUUACAUUCAUCAGUCGAGAUGAUUCACAACCAAAACGUACAUUAGGUAUUGAACGUUCAUGGGAUGAACUCAAAGCUGAGUUUGGUCGCAGUGGUCCUGGACUUCCUGGUGCAAUUUAUUUUAAAACAAUUAGUAUUGAAGGACCUAUGCUCUUUGCUGUUAUAGAUGGUACUACGGUGCUGUAUCAUGAGCAUCAUAAAUGGCAUCAAUAUAUAACAGCAAAAGAUAUCAAGUUUGGCAUGGUGAAUACGGAUGAGCUCAAUCCAAUGCGAGCAACAAUUGACAAGAAUUAUUUGGAUGAUAAGAAAUGGUUUGUUACUUAUCAUAGUUAA
Molecule: messenger RNA, 951 nt
Organism: Adineta ricciae
Lineage: Eukaryota; Metazoa; Rotifera; Eurotatoria; Adinetida; Adinetidae
Source: the annotation of a GenBank genome assembly